Caenorhabditis remanei is the source of this 3009-nucleotide messenger RNA. RefSeq lists its product as uncharacterized. Gene Ontology annotation, cellular component: condensin complex; nucleus. NCBI's taxonomy places the organism in Eukaryota, Metazoa, Nematoda, Chromadorea, Rhabditida, Rhabditidae. The coding region runs from base 1 to 3009 and encodes 1002 amino acids. The transcript has 6 exons. Gene Ontology annotation, biological process: mitotic sister chromatid segregation. The record is from RefSeq and is a predicted model, not a curated record.
AUGCCUAAAAGUAAUCCAGUAACACCUAACAAACAAUCCCCAGAAGACUGGAAUGAUUUGCUCAAUGAAUUCGUUCAAAAAACCGGACGCGGACUUCAAAAAACCUUUAUUAAAAAAAUGUGGGCUGUCCACGAAGAUUUACUGGCGAAUGCGAAAUCUUCCCCGCUUAGAAUGAUGUUUUUCUCUCCUGCAUUAACGAUUUGUCCUGAGGGUGUCAAACUUGUCGCUGAAGUUUUUGUGAAAAUUGGAAUCUCUAACGGACUGACCCUACUGGAGAAGAAUAUUACAAAGUUUGACAUAACAGAUGCGGAAUGUCAAAGAUAUGGAGAAGUUUUCAAAACUGCUUGGCUCGACGCAUACCAAGAUGCAAGCUUUGACCUGACAGAAGAAAUAGAGACGGAUGUGAUCCGAAUUAUAUGCCAAUAUGCUCUCUAUGGACAAAAACCAUUCGCUGCCAAGUUUCGAAAAGUUCUCUCUGCAUUUGUUUCUGGAAAAAAGAAGGAUGUCAAUUUCGCCGAGAUGAUCACAAGAAUUUUGAACGGAUGCCUAUACAGAGCUAUGGACGCUACCAACUAUAUCGUCAGCUCUUCAGCCGUCGAAUUGUUCUUCAUGUUUUUCCCAUUAAUCUCUCAAGAAGAGCUAGAGGAAAGAGAAAAUCUUAUGGCCAACCAGCUCCGCUAUAUGAGUGACUUAUUACGUAGCGAUAUUGUUUCUGUUCGUACGCAAGCAGCGUCAAGUGUUCUGAAAGCUCUAGCAGAAUAUUGGGACAUCAUUCCAAAAGACAUGGCAAAAGAACUUUUAACAUUUAUUAUUGAUGUAUUGAGCCGUGAUUCUGUGGUUGGAGUCAGAGUAGCAGUUUAUGAUGGAUUAAAUGAAAUGGCUUUUAUUCCCUCUUGUAUGAACGUUUUCGAGCACGGAUUGAAGUGUGCUGUACAGAAAGGAGUUCUUGAUGCAUCAGAAAGAGUUCGUCUUGCUGCGUUCCAAGCUAUGGCUCGAAUGAAACAACACAAGUUUAUCAGCCCCUUCGAUAUUAUCGAGCGUGAUGAUUCGAUUGCAGUGUUUGAACUGGAAACUGUUGAAGAAUGCCGCCGUCAGCUUGUUCCAGUCAUGCAUAUUAUAAUGCCAAUCUCAGAAAAUAUUGACGAAGAACAAUACCGUUUACGUGUCAAUCACAUGCUCAAAAAGAGCCGAAUUGCACUUUUGACUUAUUUCCGACUUCUUGGACCAAUGAAGAUAAUCGAUCCAAAACAAGCUGGAAAACUUAUCAUCAUGUUCAACAUGUGGGCAUACAGAUAUCUUCGAAGGAAAGGCGAUCCAUUACCAGAAACUUCUGAAGGACUCAAAAAAGCGAGGUCGUAUUUAGAAUGUUCGCUGAUUAUUUAUAUGUCUUGUAAAAAGAUGCUGUUAUUCGAUUGCAACGAAAACAUCAAAUCAAAAUGUGAUCAACAGUUUGGAAAAAUUGUGAAACUAAUCUUUGAGCAAUACGGCAACACACCAAUACUCGGAACGGCAACUGCAAUUAGCAGCGUUAUUCCGAAAGAAAGUUUGAAGUCAGUUGCCACGGAUGUUCUUGCUCGACUUGCAGACGAUGAAGUUCCCGAAGAAGCACUCGAACCAUUUCUCGAAUCUGCUAUCCAUUUCAACCCAGACGCGGUUUUUGAUUCGUUAUCGAACGGACUCGAUGUGUUUUACGAUUUGUACGGAGAUCAGUCUAAACAAACGAAGAAGAAGAAGCGGAAUAUUGGAAUUCCAGAUGAAUUGCUGACAUCGACAUUAAAAAGGCUCAAAUAUACUAUUCAAAGUCAUAGCACAUCGAGUUUGCUUGCUACAAAUGAUAUUUUCAAACCGAAAAUAUUAGGGCUGAUGAAGAAGGUUGAUUUGGUUCGAGAAGCAAUUGAAGUACGGUUGAGUAAGAAAGAGAACGAGGAUUGUGCACUUCGUGAUGAAACUCUGAUCUUAGCUCUUGAAUUCCGUUUCAUUCUUCCAUUAUACGCAGUGUCAGAAAAUCAGGAAGGUGAAAAAGAGCGAAUGAAAUUAAUCGAGUCUAUCAAGGCCCUUAUGGAUUGGUUCGAAACCAAUAUCGCCAAAAAGAUGUGUGACUUCGGAGAUCACAAUCAAGACUUUUUCAUUAAAUUAUCCACUAGUUUUUUGAAUUGCAUCAAUGUAGCACUAUCUGCAUAUGACUUCAAAAUGAGACCGUUGGAAUACGAAGACGAGGAAGAUGAAGAGAAUCACUCGCCAACAAGAAAAGAUAAGGAAGAUGAAGAAACUGUCGCUGUCAAAAUUGCCAGAAUCGUCCGUUCGUUUGUGAACAGUGGCACCCCAAUCGAUGUAUAUGUCCCCACUCUUCGAGUUGCUGCAACUCUUUGUGACGAUUCGUAUUCAGAAGCUCAUAAUUCCAUUGCUCAGAUCCUUCGAUUUACAAACAAAUGGGUGCACAGUAAAUGCGAACUCGAAACGUUUUCACCGGAGCAAGAGAAAGAAACUGUGGAAGCGAUUCGUCACCUUUAUAAGAGAGUUAUUGAAACUGGGGCAUGGGACGAAAAGUGUUCCAACUCGAUGAUCAACAAUAGCAUUAUCUUUUCAUUUCACAGUUCAUCAGAGGCAGAGAAAGAAUUCGAAGAUCCACGUCACGAAGACUUUAAACCAUCUCAAUUCAUUUCAAUGGUUAUUAUCAAGUUUUUCCUGAAAGACAAGAGCAUUUCAGAUGAAUUUUUCAAUACACUCUCAUGUCAUUACAUUAAUGAAAACAGUGUAUAUUUCAAUUGUGAGGACGAAGAUGAUGCCACUUUUUUCAAGCUUUCAAGACUGGCCGCAUUGUCCCAUUUUUUGCGAGUUCUAGAGAGGUACUCAAAGUAUCAUACCAGUUUGAUCAAAAAUGAAAUCGAACAUAUAACUACUCGUGUAUUGGACAUUUUUGCCAGCGCAUCGGAUCUUAACACUGUACCGCAUCAUGUUAUGAACAGCUUGUCAAUUCUUCUCGAUGUGGGACUACCCGAUGGAUUUUAA